AUGGCCAAACCAAAGGGUCGAGCAAGGGACUUCCAAGACCCCGAUGAGCAAGUCACCAAGGACUACGAUCCGGAAGCCAAUGCGCCGGAGAGCGAUAAUGGCAGCGACAGCGAUGCCAGCGACGAUCAGCAUGCGGGCACUGAGCACUAUGUUUCGGUUGGGAAGAGCAAGCUGAGGGAAAAGGAAGGUGUAUCUCUGGGGCCGCAAUACAGAGGCUCUCGUGUCAGCCGAUCGGCUUUGGAAGACGUGAGCGAACAGGACGACAGCGAGGGGGAGAGCAGCGGCGGCGAUGAAAUCUACGACGACCCCGAAACAGCAAAUCUGUCGGCAGACGAGCUGCAAGCCAGCGACUCGGAGAUUGACAGCGACAAUGCGCUCGCGGAGUCCGACGCUGAGCGCUUCGGCGAUUUCAGUUUCCGGGGAAGCUCCAAACCGGUGUCCUCCAACUCCAAGCGCAACAACCGACCCACUGCGGCCGAUUUUAUGUCUUCGGAUGAUGACAACGGGGAGGGUGGCGCGGAUAUAGAGGAAGAUUCGAGUGGCGCCGAGGUGUACGAAUCCGAUGACGAUAUGGACGACGGCCUUGAUGCCCUGGUCGAUGGUGGGGCUAGUUCCGCAUCGGAUGACGUGGAAAGUGACGAAGAGGGCGGUGGCCUGCAGGAAUCAGAUGCGGACGACGAUGAUGAAGAAGAAGAAGGCGGUGAGACCGCGAGCGAGGCGAGCGAAGGCCCCAACGGCAAGUCGCGCAACAGCAAACCGCACAUGGCAGCGUUCUCCAAGCGAGCGGACGUCGAAAAGGGACUUGCCAUCCAGCAACAACGCAAAAGCUACGACUGCCUUCUCAACUUACGAAUCAGGUUGCAAAAAGCCCUGAUCGCGGCAAACACUCUACCUACCAUGGAGGUUGAUCUGGAUGAAGCUUCAGAGCCCUACGAGGCGGCGGAAGAAGCAGCUGUUAAGCUUUUGAACACGAUCAGCACCCUCAGGAAGAAUUUUGGCGUCAAAGCGGGCGAUAAGCGCAAGCGGGACCUCGACAUUGCUAUGGACAGCGAGACGAUCUGGAGGCAGCUUCAAGAUGAGGACGCCACUGCCGUUCAGUUUCGGGAGGACCGACUAGAGAAGUGGUCCCGAAAGGUGCAGAGCGUCAACGUGACGCCGACUGCACUGGGACAGAAGAACAAGACACUUGUCAGUGCUUUGCAGGAUCAGCUUGCCAAUCCCGAGAGCCGCCUACUCAAGCGAACCCGCGUCCCGCGGUCAUGUGCGCCUGCACAGGCGGCCAAGAAGAUGGCGGAGGACGAGGCUGUGUACGACGAUGCAGACUUCUACCAGCUCCUGCUUAAGGAACUUGUGGACCAGCGCACCGUCGAAUCAUCUUCGGCGCAGACUAGCGCGGUGCCGACCGUGAUGCUUACGGCUGCCAAAGAGGCCAAGGUGCGCAAGCAGGUCGAUCGCAAGGCAAGCAAGGGCCGCAAGAUGCGCUUUACGGUGCACGAGAAGCUGCAGAACUUCAUGGCUCCAGAGGAUCGAACGUCUUGGGAGGGUGACGCGAUUGAUCGCUUCUUCGGCACUCUCUUCGGUCGCAAGAUGGAGCUCAACGAGGAUGAGAGCGGGGAUGAAGAAAUGGACGGCUUGGAUGCGGAGGAGGAGGGCCUUCGCCUGUUUAGAAACUAG
This is a messenger RNA of Purpureocillium lilacinum, 1674 nucleotides long. Its product is annotated as rRNA-processing protein bfr2. Gene Ontology annotation, cellular component: nucleolus; nucleus. Gene Ontology annotation, biological process: maturation of SSU-rRNA from tricistronic rRNA transcript (SSU-rRNA, 5.8S rRNA, LSU-rRNA). The record is from RefSeq and is a predicted model, not a curated record. NCBI's taxonomy places the organism in Eukaryota, Fungi, Ascomycota, Sordariomycetes, Hypocreales, Ophiocordycipitaceae.